AUUGAGUCAAGUCGAGUCAAGUCGGGUCAACAUGGUGGCUGGUGGGAUGCACGUGUACGCACAUGGUAGUGAUGGUCAGAUAUCAGAAUCAUUGAAAUAAUUAAGAUUAUUCUUGAUUGUACGAGAGUACCUCGUAUUCUUUAGAAUUAUUGGGACUCUAAAAAGUGGGGAAAAAUGAGUUCCACUGUUUUUGAUAGCUUUACGAAGCUUACAAGAGAGAAAGUGCAAGAAAGAUUGAAUGGUGCUGGAACAUUACUUAAAUAUAUGUCCCAAAAAAAUACGGAAGAAGAUAAAGUUAAAGAACUAAAAUAUGCACUUAAACGGCUGGUGCGUGGUCUUGGAUCUUCACGAGAAUUUGCUAGGAAAGGUUUCUAUUCUGCAUUCACAGUAUAUCUGUCUAUGAAUUCAGACAUUGAAGUAUCCAAGAUUAUGGAAAUUGUUGAGAGUGAACUGAGCACUGUCAACAGCAAUACAAAGAGUGAAAAUGCAGAUAUUAAUAUGGGACGCAUAUUAGCCUGUGGAGCAUUGAUACGCUCUAAAGUGCUUAUUAAAUUAACAAGCGAUGAACAACUUAAAGUUCUGGAAUGUUUAAUAAAAGCAGGAAAUCAACGUUCCUAUCUCUCCUUCGUUUCAGUAUCAUUCAUUCUUGAUUUUGCUAUACAACUUGAUGAAGUAGCGUUUAAGACAAUACUUUGGCCAUUGCUGCAGACAGAACUUGGCAAAUCAUGGUCGGACCAAACCUUGGAUACAUUUUAUGCAUUGUUGGUUGUAAAGGAAAAAUUUCCAUCGGUAGUCAAAAACAAAUUUUUGAGGCAAUAUUUGGGAAACGAACAUAUCAUUUCAUCAGAUUCUAUGAAAGAUGUGGUAACGUUAUUGAGUGACAUACCCAGAUUUAAUUGCUACCAACAUCCAGUAUAUGAAAUCUUUUGCAAGAAAUUGUGUGAAACUCAAUAUGUUGUUGAAUUUUGGACAGGAAUAGAUCAACGGUUUAUCAAACCAUCAAAAAGCAUAGAGCGUCUUGCUAUAAAGAUAUUGACGUUGUUACUGUCAAAUAUUAAAGAUAAAUCUAUACUUCCAUCGUUAUUGUCGACACAUUUUCUUCAACAUAUGCUCAAAAGAUUCUCUGGCUGCAAAAGGAGUAAGACCGAUGAGAUUGCUAUUGCAUUCAAGGAAGUGUUCACUGUUUUGAUAAACAUUUUAAAUGAUAAAGAAAUCAAGUCGAAAACUUCUAUAGGAGUAUUGAAAAAAUUAUUAUUUUAUCCCGGUGAUUUGAUGAUCGAAAAAAUAACAAGCACCAAGAUAAUUCAAAUGAUUACUGCCAAUCUGAAUACAGAAGGGGUGAAGAAGUUGUCAAAACUUUACAGAGAUAUUGCAGUAAAUGCUAAGCCUAAAGAAAAUAGUGCUGGUAUGGAACAUUGGACAAAUGCCGAAAGGGCUUAUGCUGCUCAGAUGCUAACUAGACUACUGGGACAUUCGGUAAUGAGUUCCGACCAUGACUGGCGAUUGGAGCAACUUCAGUUCUUGUUCUCCAUUGGAUUAUGCGAGUCGCCAAAUAUCGGCACAGAACUAGCCCCACAAUUUAAGGAUACUUUUUAUCGUGCUCUGGAUCACAAGUUACCAAAAUUAAGUGAUUUGCGAGAUAUAUUGAGUGCGCUUGUUCGCUAUAUUGAUGAAGAAUUAUUUUUGAAAAAUGCUUUGACAUUAAGGGCACCCUUGACGGAUUCUGUAAAGAACGUGUGGAAAGAUACAAUGAUUCUAAUUAAAAAAUUGGAAAAAGACUCAAAGAAUGAAGCUGCAGCUGCAAUAUUUCAUACACUGGAUUUACAUAUGGCGUUGCAAUUAUUUACUGAGUCGGAGAUGGCAGUUUCUUGUAUUAAGGAAUUGGAUAGUUGCUAUGAAAGGUUAUCCAAAAAAAGAUCGAAGAAGACAAAAAAGACAGAAAUCGAAGACAAUAACGAACCUGAAUGGGUUGAAGUUGUUGUUGAUCUCUUAUUGUCAUUACUCUCGAGAAACAAUCAUCUACUACGGUCACUUGUUGGAUGUGUUUUUCCUCACAUGUGUACCUUCCUAACAGCUAGCUCCAUUCAUCAAAUUUUGGAUGUAUUGGAUGUAAAAAAUGUCAAAGGUCCUUUGACUAGCAACAAAGGUGAUAAUGAUGAUGACGAGGAUGACAACGACGAUAGUGAUGACGAUAACGAUGAGUACGAAGAAGAUUCAUCGGUGGAGGAAUCUGGACCCAAUGAAAAUGGAAGAGUUGAGGAUGACCAUGAUGAUAGCGAUGAAGAUCAUGAUGACAAGGAUAGUGAUAGUGAUGAUGAUGAUGACAGUGAGGCAGAAAAUGGUAAAGAGGAUCUUAACGACAGUGACUUAGAUAUGAACGAAAACGACGCAGUGACAGACAGAUUGAGAAUGGCUGUACGUCAAGCCCUCGGUGAUGCUUUGGUUCAAAGUGACGAAGAGGACAUCGAUGUAGAUCAAAUCGAUGAUGCUGAAGGCAAGAGACUUGACGAAUCUUUAGCGGCAGCAUUUAGGAUUUUACGAGAAAAUCGUAAAAACAAGUCGAAGAAGCAAGAGAAAAGCGCUGAGACUUUAACACAUUUUCGAAUUCGAGCUAUCGAUCUGUUGGAGGUUUACUUGGAUUCCAGUCCUGUUAUGGCUCUUGCUCUCGAUAUGUUGGUGCCCCUCUUUGCCCUCCUAGAAUUUUGUAUAAAGAAUCCACAUGAGAAACCAUUAGAGAAUAGAGUGAGAGCUUGCCUAAAGAAAUUAUCAUCGGUUAAAAAGUUUAAAAAUACGGACGAUGUCGAUGAACUACUUUUUACGGACAUAUUAAAGGUGUUAAUAGAAAAAGGUGAACGGUCAGCUUCCGUGUGUCAAGAAAUGAGCGACAAAUUGGCAGAGUGUUGUACCUUCCUGGUUAGAUGCAUUCAGCAGGCAAACAUAUCCAGCGAUAAAAUAGCAGAAAUUUAUACUGAAAACUUAAUAGCAUUCUUCAGGAAGAGAGAUUGCGUUUUGCCUGCUAUUCUUUUCAAAAGCAUUUUGCAGCUACGUUGGGACGGGAAUUGGAAACUAGCACCUAUUCUUGUGGAUUUUUCUUUUGACCCUGAAAUACGAUCGUUCAGAAGAAGUCAGGCCCUCGAGUUUCUGGGGAUAUUCUUCCGUAAUUAUAGACUGAUUCGAUCGAAUGAGAAACAUACCGAGAUCAGAUUAAAACUCGAAAAGAAAUUGUACGAUAGUAGUAUUACUUUUCUCGAAAAUUUAAGUAUUUCCGGCGUAAGGGAGAAUGAACACUCCACACCGGAUAAAAGUGUUAAGAGCAUUAAGGACGGCAGUCAGAAAUUUGCUUCUUUACUUUUUGCAUUGAUACACACGAUACAACCACAUCACUUACCUAAAGUUUGGAAUUGGAAGGCUUUUGCCGAUGCUUUGACAAAAUACAGAGCCAACGUAUCACUGUCUACUGAUGCCAAAAGUGCCUACAAUAAACUGGCUGCACAAAUUGGACUGCCUACUAACAUAACAAAAAAGAAGGAUAAGAAAGAGUGUCCAGCACCAACUAACGGAAAUUUAUCCGAUGGUGAGGAGGCUGUUGGGAUAGUUAGACAGGAAAGUCUUCCAAAGCAUAACAUAAAUAGCAAAGAUUCAGAAGAUACGGCGAAGGAUUUGAGAAAAGAAGAAAAGAAGCGACGGAAGAUAAAGAGUAAACAAAAAAAUAAGCAGAAAUUGAAGAAAGAGGCCCGUGAAUUGCGUGCAACAGUCAUGGCUGACGGUUUUGAACCGUUGAAUUUUAGUUCUGCAGUUUUGACUAAUGGUAAUAUAGUGGACUCUUCGGAUAGCAUGGAUGGUGAACAUGAUGUAAAUGGUGCCACGGGAAGAAAUGAUAGAAAUCCGAGGAAUUCUCAUGUCAAAAGAUCGUUGCCGGAAGACUUGGAGGGGGCGACGAGCAAAGCAAAGAAAAAGAAGAAGAAAGACCCAGGAAAUAAACAAUAGAAUAAUAAUAAUAAUGUAUUGUAAAACAACGCUUUCAUGUUGCGCGAUUUCUUCUUUUUAUAUAUGUAUGGAAUUAUGUACAUAACAUAAGUGACCCUAUUCCGUACGUAAAUACAUUACAAGAUAAAACGAUCAA
Messenger RNA from Cephus cinctus (wheat stem sawfly), 4123 nucleotides. RefSeq names its product DNA polymerase V (gene Mybbp1A). The record is from RefSeq and is a predicted model, not a curated record. Lineage: Eukaryota; Metazoa; Arthropoda; Insecta; Hymenoptera; Cephidae. The transcript is spliced from 10 exons. Gene Ontology annotation, molecular function: sequence-specific DNA binding; transcription factor binding; transcription corepressor activity. The coding region runs from base 175 to 3987 and encodes 1270 amino acids. Gene Ontology annotation, cellular component: nucleolus. Gene Ontology annotation, biological process: regulation of DNA-templated transcription.